Molecule: messenger RNA, 2752 nt
Organism: Exophiala oligosperma
Lineage: Eukaryota; Fungi; Ascomycota; Eurotiomycetes; Chaetothyriales; Herpotrichiellaceae
Exons: 1
Coding region: 144-2708 (854 amino acids)
Biological process (GO): mitotic G2 DNA damage checkpoint signaling; double-strand break repair via homologous recombination
Cellular component (GO): Mre11 complex
Molecular function (GO): damaged DNA binding; protein binding
Source: RefSeq, a predicted model, not a curated record
CGACAGGUGUCGAAGGUGUUGUUUGCCUGCGAUUAACAGACUACAUAUACUCGACAACUCGGACCUGAGUACGACUCACCGCAUCAUGAUCUCCUUUCCAAAGCAAUGACCCCUCUGCGCACGACUCUUCCGAUGCCCUCAUCAUGUGGAUCCUCGAGUCGAAUGGCGACUUUCUUCAAGGCAAACGCAUGUGGUUGAAGCCUGGCCAGAAAUAUUUGUUCGGCCGAGUACGCAAAGAUGGGGUGCUAUUUGCCAUCGAUCACAAGACGGUCUCGAGGAGACACUUUGUCAUAGAGGUGGACGAUGUCGCGGAUGGAGACGCCGGUAAUCUUCAUGCAAGAACAAAGAUCAGGAUCAUUGACCAGGGCUCGAAAAGUGGCACGUCAGUGAACGGCGAUCAACCCAUAAAAGGCACGUCCAAGGAGUUGAAGCAGGAGGAGAAUUCGGUCCGACCAGGCACUUUCCCGCAGGAGAUCAUCAUCAAAUGGCAACCGUGUGUCCUCACUUUCAGUUUACUCAAGAAAGAGAUCAAAUCUGGAGUCCUCAAGACCAAGCAGGCCAAAGUCCAAAACCUCGAUAUCAAAGCCACUAGCGAUUUCCUUCCCGGGCAUACGACGUACGUGAUAGCGAGCAAGCGGAACACUGCCAAAGGAUUGCAGGCUUUGGUCACAGGAAAACAUGUGGUUACAGAGUCAUACAUCGAUGCGCUGGAGUACGCUGCAACACCUCAAAAUAUCAGUCAAGAAGAAAAUUUGUCUCCGUUAGAAAGCGACUUUGAUACAGCGUGGCCAGAUCCGAAGGACUAUCUCCCGCCACCAGGAAAGGAGCCCACCAUCAGGCCAGCGGAAGCAUAUCAACCAGACCACUCGCGAGCAACAAUCUUCGCAGGUUACACCUUUGUCUUCCUAGAUCAAACACAGUUCGACACUUUGUUGCCGGUCAUCACGAGUGGCCAUGGCAAAGCGAUUCUGUUAAAAGCAGUCAUUGACCAGACCACCUCGGACGAUCUUAUCGAGUUUGUUCACAAUGCUGCUGGACGGAAAGCGAACGCACAGAGCGACCAUCCCUCUGAAGCUAAGGUUAUAUUGGUCCGGUGGUCUGGGAAAGAGGACAUCCAAGAUUUUAUGAAUGACUUAGUACGCGAGACAGCCAUGAAGAUGGACCAGCGAGCUGUUGAACAGUCCGAAUUCCUAGACGCCAUUCUUGCAAAUGAUGCUGGACUGCUCCAACAAAGCAUUCCCUUCGAAAGUACAGAUGAUGGAAGAUUGGCGCCUCCGAACUCCGUGGUGACAAGACAGUCUAGUGGAGCACAGGAAGAUUUCGCUCUCCAGAGAUCUGCCUCCAGAAGGUCACGACCUGCCACGGCCUCGAGCAACGCUGCCCUAGGGAAGGAGGGAGAGCUGGUAUCUGGCGAGUCCGCUCAAAAUGCCGAAACAGCCCCGGCAGUUGUCCCGUCUGAAGAGAGCAGUAAGGCUGAAAGCGCUCCCAAGCCAUUUUCAGGCCCUCGAUUCACACAAAAGAGUGGUUUCAAGUAUUUUGAUGAUGCUUUUGAUCCUGAUGAAAUCAUUAAUUAUGAGGGUGAUGAGGCAGAGGCAGAUGCAGCGAUGCCGAGCCCUGCCACCCACGUCGAGACAUCUGAUAUCAAGGAAGAGCCUCGAUCGGAGAGGAAAAGGCGUCAUCGUUCUCCGACUCCCGAUGACGAUGAUGCAUUUGACGAAGAGAUGGAUGACCUUCUCCCUGCGGCUGCUGCUUUCAAAAGACAGAAAUUAGCACACGGCCUUGGACGAGUCGGGACAAGAUAUUCAGGGACAAGCCAAGAGGCUGCUAAGAAGCUCAAGAAAGAACGUGACAUUGAUGUUCUAGAGGUGGUCAAAGCCCAACGAGACGAACGGGAGAAAGCCGCACAACAAGAGCAAGAACAUCUCGAAGCCAUGGGUGACGUCGAAGACAAAGCCGCCCCCGCCAAUCUCGUUACUGUGGUUAUCAUGAACAUGCCUUUGAGAGAGCGAUCCAAGAAUAUUGGCAAGGUCAAUGGUGUUCAAUCAGAAAGUUGGGAUCCGAAAUGGAAUGGUCGGAAGAAUUUCAAAGGGUUUCGUCGAAAGGGCGAAGCUGUGCAACGAAGAGGCCAUGCUGCGAGGGUCAUCGUACCAGUUGUUCCAGUUCAGAUGGGUACUCAGGGCUUGGGUGAGGAGUACUGGUCCAAGACCACCGAAGAGAGAGAACGGGAGAGAGAGCAGAGGAGAAGAGAAAAGUCCAAGAGUCAGACACAACAAUCGAGUGGCACUCUCAGUGGCAGGUCUCGGACCAGAAUAGUUUUGGACGAGGACGACGACGAGGAUGAAGAUGACGCGGGCGGAGUUCGGCAUGAUCGGAACGAACCGACAAGUCCUGCCACACUUCGUUUGCAGCAAGAAGCUGCUGAGAUUGUCGACCACGAAAUCAAUCCUGACGCUCCCAGACGGACUCGUGCUUCCGACAGGAGCCAAGCCACAAGUCGGGUUGAUACCACGCAAGCGAGUGUCUCUUUGUCAUCGUCGCUUGCCAAGGGAAAGAGACCUGCGUCUUCUGCCCCCGCCGCGAACAGGCCGAAACGACAAAAGACACUCCCUGUCAAUGUCGUACGCGACAGUGAGGACGAUGACAGCGACGAUAUGAAGUUUCGGUUCGGUUCGAGGGCUCGCAAGGGCAGGACAACUGCAAAAGAUUGAUCGAUGUUGAUGCGAAAGAUGAUUUCGCCUGUUGAUCAAUUGAU